Sorex fumeus (smoky shrew) is the source of this 3561-nucleotide messenger RNA. It is a transcript of the gene MOCS1, whose product is annotated as molybdenum cofactor synthesis 1. Lineage: Eukaryota; Metazoa; Chordata; Mammalia; Eulipotyphla; Soricidae. Gene Ontology annotation, molecular function: metal ion binding; 4 iron, 4 sulfur cluster binding; GTP 3',8'-cyclase activity. The coding region runs from base 65 to 2077 and encodes 670 amino acids. The transcript has 11 exons. Gene Ontology annotation, biological process: Mo-molybdopterin cofactor biosynthetic process. The record is from RefSeq and is a predicted model, not a curated record.
CCCUGGCGGCGAGUCCCGGGCCGGUGCCGCUUAGGAGCGGGCCGGGCGCAGUGGAACCGGCCGGAUGGCUGCGCGGCCGGUGUCCCGGAUGCUCGGGCGGGCGCUGCGCCCCAGCACGCGAGGCUGCAGCUCGGGGGCGCCGGUGACGCAGCCCCGGCGCGGGGAGCCUGCCCGGGCUGGCCCCGAGGAGCUGUCCAGGAGGCAGUUCCUAAGGGAGCAUGCAGGCCCCUUCUCCGACUUCCUCACCGACAGCUUUGGGCGGCAGCACAGUUACCUGCGGAUCUCCCUCACCGAGAAAUGCAACCUGCGAUGUCAAUACUGCAUGCCUGAGGAGGGUGUUCCUCUGACCCCAAAGUCUGAGCUGCUGACCACUGAGGAGAUCCUGACCCUGGCUCGGCUCUUUGUGAGAGAAGGUGUAGACAAGAUCCGGCUCACGGGUGGAGAGCCACUCAUCAGGCCAGACGUGGUGGACAUUGUGGCUCAGCUGCACCAGCUGGAAGGGCUGCACACCAUCGGCGUCACCACCAAUGGCAUCAACCUGGCCCGGCUGCUGCCUCAGCUCCAGAAAGCAGGUCUCACUGCCAUCAACAUCAGCCUGGACACAUUGGUGCCAGCCAAGUUUGAGUUUAUUGUCCGCAGGAAAGGUUUCCACAAGGUCAUGGAGGGCAUCCACAAGGCCAUUGAACUGGGCUACAGCCCUGUAAAGGUGAACUGUGUGGUGAUGCGAGGCCUGAACGAAGACGAGCUGCUGGACUUUGUGGCCUUGACUGAGGGCCUUCCCCUGGAUGUGCGCUUCAUAGAGUACAUGCCCUUUGAUGGCAAUAAGUGGAACUUCAAGAAGAUGGUCAGCUACAAGGAGAUGCUGGACACCCUCCGGCAGCGGUGGCCAGAGCUGGAGAAGCUGCCUGAGGAGGAAUCUAGCACUGCCAAGGCCUUCAAAAUCCCGGGCUUCCAAGGCCAGGUGAGCUUCAUCACAUCCAUGUCAGAGCAUUUCUGUGGGACCUGCAACCGGCUACGAAUCACUGCUGACGGGAACCUCAAGGUCUGCCUCUUUGGGAACUCAGAGGUAUCGCUGAGAGACCACCUGCGGGCCGGAGCCUCUGAAGAGGAGCUGCUGGGCAUCAUUGGGGCCGCUGUGGGCAGGAAGAAGCGGCAGCAUGCAGGCAUGUUCAAUAUUUCCCAGAUGAAGAACCGGCCCAUGAUCCUCAUCGCGUGCUCUUGGAUGCUCUGCGAUUCCCCACCAGCCAGGCCGAGCAUCUCUUCCUGGAUCCCCUUCUGUGUGCAGGGUCACCGACACAGCUUCUCCAACAGAAUGGGCACUUCGCAGAGAGGAGGCUCUGUCUCCCAGACCUCUUCCAUCCCGAGCAUUGCUUCCUGGAACCCCCUCCAUGUUCAGGGUCUUAGACACAGUGUCUUCAACCAAAUGGUGACUUCACAGAAGGGAGGCCGGGUCCCCCAGGCCUCUCUCUUUGCCCAGCAGUGGCUGGGUGCCAGCUCCCUCCAAAGACACUACAGUUUCCACCUAGACUCAGAUGCCAAACCAGAGUGCCUUAGCCCGGGGUCCCAGGCUCCUGGCUGUGCCUCGGGACCCCCGCCAACCUCGGGGCAACUCACCCAUGUGGAUGCAGCAGGCCGGGCAGCCAUGGUCGAUGUAGGCAAGAAGCCUGACACUGAGCGGGUGGCCGUAGCCUCAGCCAUUGUCCUUCUGGGGCCAGUGGCCUUCAAGCUCGUCCAAGAGAACCAGCUGAAGAAGGGAGAUGCCCUGGCUGUGGCCCAGCUGGCAGGAGUGCAGGCAGCCAAGCUGACCAGCCAGCUGAUCCCCUUGUGCCACCAUGUGGCCCUGAGCCACGUUCAGGUCCAGCUGGAGCUAGACAGCAUACGCCAUGCCGUGGAGAUCCAAGCAUCCUGCCGGGCACGGGGCCCCACCGGCGUGGAGAUGGAGGCACUCACCUCAGCUGCCAUGGCUGCCCUCACCCUCUAUGACAUGUGCAAAGCUGUCAGCAGGGAAAUCGUCAUUGGAGAGAUCAAGCUCGUUAGCAAGACUGGGGGCCAGAGGGGGGAUUUCCAUCGGACUUAGAGCCCUCUCACCUGUAGACCCACCAGGCAGAAGAUGGGAUAGUCAGGGCUCCAGGAAAGAAAGAUGUCUAGUUUCUUUGGUUCUGUCUCUGUCCACCUUCACCCAUAGGAGCCCGAGCCUAACCACCCUCCUCCUCCCCCGCAACUGCCUGAUGGUCAGAAUGACUCACCACAUUUUCUUCCAUUCAUGUGCAAACCAGCCAGCCCCUUGGCCUUCCUGGACAGUAAGGCCAUGCCAAGGGGUCCCUAUAAGCAAUACUGGGCAACUGAAAAGUCCCACUGUAUCAUUUAUAGACUGUUGGACACAGCCACUCACAGAGUCCCAGCCCACCACUUCCACUUCUCACUGUGGGUUUUCUCUUCCUGCUUCUCUAGGGAGAGAAUAAGGGCUCACUCGGCAGAGGAACCCACUUUGAGGAGGGAAGCACAGCUUGCAGUGCUUUGCCCUGGCGAUUUCCCUUCUCCAUCCCACUUUUGAGAGCCAGUGAUCCCCUCCUUGUGCCUGGCCUGGUCCCCUCGAGCCAACAGGCUGUUGGUAGGUCACACAAUCGCAUCAUCCUGCUGGCUGUCCCUGCCCCUCUCUGUUCAACAGGAGCAGCCUGUGCGGUGGGCUUCUGACUGGCCCCACAGCCCCACAGCUGCCCACACCCCUCUAUGCUGGAACAAAUCAGGGAAAGAAGGGAGUUGAGAACUCCACCCAUGUGGCACACUAAUAAAGUCAUGACGCCAACUUCAGUUUACCCAGUUUCAUGCUCAUCCCUCAACCCCACCUCUAGGCCAACUCCCCCCGAGGCAGAACAGGUGUGACAGGGCACAUUCUCUGUCUGUCACAGCCUCAGCCUGCGGGAGACGGGGGGCAUGCAUGGGAGGUACAGAACUGUACUGUCUGCAGUGCACUCUGCAGAGGCAGGGGCCAGGGAUGGGGCUCAGUGACAGAGCACAUGCCUGACAACAGUGCAGCCCUGGGGUCCAUCCCCACCACACACCACAGAUCUGUUCAGGGGUGGCGUGUCCAAAGCAGCAGAUCCUCCUCACCAGCCCUUCGUGAUCAGGGGUCUUGUUUAGGCUUUCCCAUCCCCAAACACUAGACUUAACGUGUCUCUGGCAAGGAGCGCCACUGCCACCUGCCCCUUCUCUUGUGACCCAUCAGUCCUACAGCAGGGCAGAUGUUAAACACCGACUCAAAGGAAAAGUAAAGGCCAGAUUCCAUGGUCCAGAUGGGCUUCAGAAUCAGCUGGUUUUUGACCCAGCAUCAGACUGGGGCUCAGGUGAUCACCCAAUUCACAUCAAGACCUCCCACAGGAAGAAGGCAAAGUGUGUAGGCCCGCUGGGUGGGAAAGGUUUGGAUUUAAUAUUUUUUAGUAUUACAAUAUAUUCUUGUAAAAAAAAAAGGUGCAGGUGAAAAGGACACCGCAGAUUUUGUACAUGUGCCUCAUUUAUCGUCUGAGACCGCUGGGGAGUGUGACCUCGACGCAAAGGCAUCCC